Cuscuta campestris is the source of this 484-nucleotide messenger RNA. NCBI's taxonomy places the organism in Eukaryota, Viridiplantae, Streptophyta, Magnoliopsida, Solanales, Convolvulaceae. The record is from the annotation of a GenBank genome assembly.
AGUGUUCUCUUAGCAUCCAAUUUAACACAGGCCCAAGAAGAACCGGAAAUGAUUCUAGGAAGAGAUUCCAUGACCCAGGCCAUGGAGAGGAGUGUUCUUUCUGACCCUAUUCACAAUCCCGUGCAAAAGUCCUGCCGCCUGCGUACAAGCUCUCCCUCUCCCUCAGCCACUCCUUCCGACGACAACAGUAUUCGACCAGAGACCACCGAUUUCUGUUGGUUUUUCCCUGGUGUUUCUAGGGAUUUAACCAGAGGGACAAGAGCUCCGUCCGCCACUCGUUUCCCAGUCUUUGGCUUACUCAAUUCCAGGUAAUUUUCUUUCCCAAAUCAGGUUAUAAUGUUUAAUUUUUUCCCCGAGUAUGAUGAUUUUGGUUAAUUUUGUAAUGAGGGUUUGAGCAUCUUAUCACCUUUCUUAUUCAAUGAUCCAUAAUAUUUGUCUUUUCUUUUGUUUGAAUCCAUUUUGUUUAUAAACUUUGGUGCAAUUU